Molecule: messenger RNA, 1383 nt
Organism: Didymodactylos carnosus
Lineage: Eukaryota; Metazoa; Rotifera; Eurotatoria; Philodinida; Philodinidae
Source: the annotation of a GenBank genome assembly
AUGUCGUGUUUCGUUCGAUUUCAGCUAUUCCGAGAUCGAAUAAAAACCUCUUUGAUUUCAUUUAAUAUUUAUGAUAAAUAUCCAUCAGAAAAUCAACAUGUUAUUGCUAAUGAACGAAUUGCGACACGAAUUUAUGUAAUUUUAAUGACACUUGCUUUACUAGUAAUUAUUUUAUUUACGUCGUUCACACAUAGAACAGUAAUUAAACAAAAAAAUAAACCAAAUCAGUUAGAAUUUGAUAAACUAUAUGCAAAGUAUUCACAUAAAUUAGUUUGUCCAUGUUCUCAAAUAUCGAUUCUCUAUGACACCUUCAUAAUGUUUGAGCCAGAAUUGCAUACAAUAUGUUCUAGUGAUUUUAUUUCGAUUAAUUGGAUUAGUUAUCUUGCUUCUACCAAUGAAACAUAUUAUAAUCAUGCAGAUUUUCGAAUAUUAGGACAAGCUCAAUUUAACGCACUUUUAGCCUUUUGUCAACUAGCAAAUCAAACAAUCAGUGAUGCUAUGAACACAUUCCUUUCAACCAAUUUCAUUUCAUCUGGAGUAAUCAAAUUAGAAUUAUUUCAGUCUGAAGUUGAGUUUUUGUUAAAAUCGUUUAAAUCUUCAACUAUCAAUUCAUUUCAACGUUCAUUCGAUCUCAUACGUUUGACAACUCAAGGAAAUCAAUUACUUUCAGCUUUAAAGACAAAUUAUAUCCCAAUAAUUGACACAUAUAAUGUGAAUAGUUCAAUAAUAGGUUUUGAAUCAAAUAUUUAUUUCGAUCUAUCUAAUUCUUCGUGCAGUUGCUCAGAUUCGCCAAUGUGUAUCGAACCCGUAUGGAUUUUUUCUUAUAAUGAGACUACUCAAACAUUUAUCAAACAAUUCAACGUUCCAGGUUUCUAUACUGGCUGCUUUGCAAUCGAAUCAUUAUUUCAGUCAACAUUUAAAUGUCUCUUCAAUCAAUCAUGUUUAGAGCAAAUUAAAGAGUAUGUUAAAUCAUAUGCAACUACUGAUAUUUCGAUUCUAAAUUUAUCGUCAUCAAGUAAAUAUGAGAUGAACACCACAAUAGGAACAAUUAUAUACCAAUUAUUCAUCGAGAAUUGGAAUACACACGUAUUUUAUGAAGCAUAUUAUAAUAGUUGUCAACCAAUGUAUUGUUCUUAUGAUGAUUUAGAGAAAUUUGAUGUCUUAUCUAUAAUAACAUCAAUACUAAGCGUGUAUGGCGGACUAACUGUUGUUCUGAAAAUUCUGUUAUUAUAUCUUGUUAAAUUUAUUCGAAAUAGAACACAAUCUGUAAACACAAACAGUUGUAUGACAAAUCCGAUAUCUUUCAUUGGAACAGGUUUAUUAUUAACAUGUAUUAUACAAAAAGAAGUAGUUAAAGCUCCAGUACUUCUAACCACAUCAUAA